Myotis lucifugus (little brown bat) is the source of this 1005-nucleotide messenger RNA. RefSeq names its product single-pass membrane protein with coiled-coil domains 3 (gene SMCO3). The transcript has 2 exons. The coding region runs from base 303 to 980 and encodes 225 amino acids. Lineage: Eukaryota; Metazoa; Chordata; Mammalia; Chiroptera; Vespertilionidae. The record is from RefSeq and is a predicted model, not a curated record.
UAAAAAACAUAAAACUAAAUAAGUUUUACCAUGUUAUUAGUCUUUCAAAUUAUAAUUACUUGAUAUAUACUACUUUUAUAUUAAUAUAAGAAAUAGAAGAAUUCUGGGAACUAAGUCAUGUAAAAAUAGUCCAUAAACCAGACAGGCAGAGGGACCCAGCAGAGACGAGCAAAGCCUGCAAGUCAUCACAUUCCAUCAGAAACAUCCAGUUGAAACCAAAUGAAACAGCACUUCAACAACACUACUAAACAACUGCUGCGACUACUGAACUCAGAAACACGGCAAGAGAUCAUAUUUGAAAUAUGGCUGAGAGUGACCUCCUCUACCCAGAGAACCCAAGGAGGCGGGAAGAAGUACACCAUCUUCACCAACAGCUCCUUGACUGCUUAUCGGACAGCUUCCGUGCCACCAAUGAGCUGAUUGAAGUUUUAAAUAUGCAUUUGGGGUGCAGGCUGGCCUCCAUUGAGAUGAACAGAAAUGGGACCAUCAAAGAAAACUGUGAUACCAUUAUCCAAGCCGUGAUGAAAAUCCAAAAGGAAUUGCAAAAGGUUGAUGAAGCACUAAAAGAUAAACUAGAGCCAACCCUUUAUAGAAAACUUCAGGAUAUUAAGGAAAGGGAAACAGAGAAAAUUGCAAUCGUACAAAAGGUUAUUUCAGUAAUCCUGGGAGAAGCCACUUCUGCAGCCAGUGCAGUGGCUGUUAAACUCGUGGGCUCAAAUGUCACAACUGGCAUAAUUAACAAGUUGGUCACUGUGUUAGCUCAAAUUGGUGCUUCUCUUCUUGGUAGCAUAGGAGUUGCUGUUCUUGGCCUUGGCAUAGAUAUGGUCUUCCGUGCCAUCCUAGGAGCAGUGGAGAAAACGCAGCUACAAGCAGCCAUCAAAAGUUAUGAGAAGCAUCUGGUGGAAUUCAAGUCAGCCUCAGAAAAAUAUCAUCAUGCCAUUACUGAGGUCACCAAUACAGUGAAACACCAAAUGAAAUAAACAGCCACCUUAUUUGCCACUGGAA